AUGUUGCUGUUUGCUGUUCGCCAAUUCCAGCACUUCUCACGUUCCACCCCCAAAACGCCCCAGCCUCGCCCACACCCCCUUCCAAGCACGCAACAAAAGCCUUCCCUUCCCCACCCACCCCCCACGCCAUCCCCCUCAUCCGCCGCCACCUUCCAUUCCCAUUCCGCCUCCCCUUCCGUCACCGUUCCCCUCUUCCCCGAGUUUGCUUUACAGAGUGUGGGAAACUUUCGUACGCGCUAUACAGCAGCAACAGCACGAGCAGGAGGAGGCAUGGGGAUCGAGGAGGAGCGAUCGGGCGAUUCCCACGCGAGAGACGAGGAGAAUGAAGAGAAAUCGACGAUGCGAGUAGACGGAGGAGAAGAGAAAGCUGGUCAAGGUGACGGAGGGGACGUACACGCAGCAUUAGACGCAGGGACGGACGAAUCGCGCGUAUCUGCGAGUGAGGAGAGCGGGAAUGAGGGAAACCAGGCCGAGACCGGGGGGGAGGCGGAAGGUCCGGGUGACCGCGGGGAUGACGCGGAGGAGGCUGCUGCGCCUGCUGCUGCCGUGGCGGGUGGUGGGGACGCGGAAGCGGAAGCGGAGGCUGAAGCGGAAGCGGGGGCGGAGGCGGAGGCGGAGGAGGUGGUGGCUGUGGUGGUGGAGGAAGCGGAGGGUGCGGAUGAGAAAGGGGAUGGGGAAGGGGAGGGGGGAGAGGGGGAAGAGCAGGCGGAGGAGCCGGCGGCGGAGGAGGAAGAUGGGGAGGACGAGGACGAAGAGGAGGAUGAGGAUGAGGAUGAGGAGGAGGGAGAGGAGGAAGAGGGGGCAUCCGAUGGAGGGAAGUCGGAAGGAGCGGCCGCGCCGGGCCGCCGCGCCGCUCCGCGCAUGAGCCGCGAGGCGCGGAGUAUCUACGAGCGGAUCCGCGCGCGCCCGUGCCGCGUUGCGCGCGUGAUCAUCGCGGGGAACAAGCGCACGAAAGCGGCGAUCAUCUCCCGCAUCAUGGCGGGCGCGCUGGCGGAACUGGCGGAAGCGCAACCGGCGGAAGCGGAAGCGGAAGCGGCGGGCGGAAGCUUCGAGGAUCUGCAGUCGGCGCUGCUGCGCGCCAAUCGGGCGCUGCGCGGGCUGGGGGUGUUCGAAGAUGUGACUAUAGUGGUGGACGCGCUCCCCGGGGACCCGCCUGGCACGGCAAUGGUUGUGAUUAACGUGAAGGAAGAUAGCGUGCUUGCCGCUAACGUCGGCACGUACCUGCAGAGGGACGGCCGCACCAGUGAGGCGCGCAUAACCCUCAAGAACCUCCUCGGGUAUGCCGAGUCGCUCGACGUCUCUCUCGGCGUGGGUCACGACGGUGCAUCCUCCUCCGGCAUCUCCUCCUGGUCCAUCCUGCAGACUGCCGGCAACUCCUUCGCUCUCUCCCUCUCCUGCCCGCUCCUGCUCCUCCCGCCCUCUCUGCAAUCCCUCCUCCCGUCCCCCUACUCCCACUCCUCCUCCUCUUCCUCCUCCUCCGGCCCGGCUGCUUCGCCUGCUUCUGACGCUCCUACGUCGUUUCCCUAUGUGGAGAUGCGGCUGUUCAAGUCCACCCGGUCUAUGCUGCCCUACACCUCGCUCUCCCAGUGCCUACGUGGCGCCACGCUGGGCCUCCACGUCGGCAGGCACGAGCUGGCGUACGAGCUGACGUGGCGAGAAAACUCCGCCGCCGCUGCCGCCACCGCCAGCCCUGAUUCUACCACCAAAACCACCACCAGCACCGCCUCCAGCAGCAGCAGCAGCAGUGGAAGUGGUGGGGGUGAUGGUGGCAGUGGUGGGUCGGGAAUAGCACCGGCACCAGCUUUGGUGCGCGGUGUGUGCUCGCCCGCGGUUCAGCGUGACCUGGGUCACUCGCUGCUCUCCGCUGUGCGAUACAUCUACAGCAUCGACAAGAGGGAUUCCCAGGUCCGCCCUAGGACGGGGUAUGCGAUGCGCGCCACAACAGAGCUGGCAGGGCUGGGCACAGACCCCAAGCUCGUCAGCUUCUUGCGCCAGGAGCUGGAGCUAGCAACGGCCCUGCCUCUCCCCAUCGCCAACGCCGCCUUCACCUCCUCGUUCCGCAUCGGCGCCCUCCUCCCCUGGUCCCUCUCCUCCCUCUCCUCUCUCCCCGCCCUCCCCUCCCUCCCGGCCCUAUCACGUUCCUCUCAACCACCCCCCCCUUCUGCCACCUCCGCCGCCUCCCCCGCUCCCUCCUCCCCCCCAUCCCCCCCACACUCCCUCAUCAACGACCGGUUCUUUCUCGGAGGCCCCUCCUCUCUCCGGGGCUUCCAAGACCAUGCAGUGGGCCCCACCGCUCCCCGCCCGGCCCCCUCCCGCGCGCGCGACUUCCUGGGCGGCGACCUCUCUCUCUCUGCUACAACUGCUCUCUCGUUUGAUUUGCCGUUCCUGAAGCCGCUACAGCAGGCGGGCGUGCACGGGCACGUGUUUGCGUCGGCCGGUGCGCUGCUGCCGCUGCAGAGUGUUUCCGGUGCUGCGGGCAGGGCGUGGGGAGGGGGGAGUGUGGGAGGGGAAGGAGGAGGGGCAGCGGGAGGAGUGGCUGGAGGAGGAGUGGGGAGUGUGGUGGGUAGGGUGGUGGAGGUGUCUCGAUCGGUGGGCAGGGAGGUGCUUGAUGCUAUGAGGUGCACGGCGGGAGUGGGGCUUGUGUGGCCCACACUCAUCGGUCGGCUGGAGGUGAGUGGAGUUGGGUUGUGA
This is a messenger RNA of Closterium sp. Naga37s-1, 2691 nucleotides long. Lineage: Eukaryota; Viridiplantae; Streptophyta; Zygnematophyceae; Desmidiales; Closteriaceae. The record is from the annotation of a GenBank genome assembly.